Molecule: messenger RNA, 4523 nt
Organism: Plutella xylostella (diamondback moth)
Lineage: Eukaryota; Metazoa; Arthropoda; Insecta; Lepidoptera; Plutellidae
Product: F-BAR domain only protein 2
Biological process (GO): clathrin-dependent endocytosis; clathrin coat assembly
Cellular component (GO): cytoplasm; plasma membrane; clathrin-coated vesicle
Source: RefSeq, a predicted model, not a curated record
CAGGUCAGUGAGUGACUAUUUAUUUGAGUAACUGUUCGGUAACCGUCUCCGCGCGUGGCUGCAAGAUGAGUGUCAACUUCGUAGACUACUUCGCCAAUGAGCACAAUGGAUACGACAUUUUAUAUCAAAACAUGAAAUACGGACUAAUAGCGAGUAAAGAAUUUUCCGAGUACCUAAGAGAGAGAUCUAAUGUCGAGGAAACGAACUCGAAACUGUUAGCCAAAUUAGCUAAACAAGCCAACAGCAACUGCGCGCAGGGCACGUUCGCGCCUUUCUGGGGUGUGCUGAAGUGCUCGGCGGAGAAGCUGUCGAGCCUGCACCAGCACAUGUUCCAGAAGGUCACGGAGCUGGUCAAGGAUGUGGCGCGCUACGCCGACGACCUCCACAAGAAACACAAGGCCGUCAAAGACUCGGAGUCGAGCACCCUCGAGGCAGUGCUCCUCAUACAGAGCACCAAACAGGCAUUACAAAAAGCUAAAGAUGUGUACACAACCAAAUCUACUGAACUAGAGAAACUAAGGAAAGAUAAUGCAUCUACAAAAGACACUGAGAAGGCUGAGGUCAAGCUAAAGAAGCUUCAUGAAGACUACAGACAGCUGGCUGAGAAAUACAACCUAGUGAAGCAAGACUUUGAGAGGAAAAUGACUCAAACCUGCAAACAUUUCCAAGAUGUGGAGGAAGCUCAUCUCAAACAGAUGAAGCAGUUUGUGGGCUGCUACGCGGAGCUCAUCCAGAGCAGCCAUGACCUCAUGGGGCAGGUGCACAGAGACUUCAAACACCAAUGUCUGGAACUAACGGUAGAAAAGCUUCUGGAGCAAUUUCUAAUUGAGAAGUACACUGCUAUGGAAAAAGCUAAUCUAAUAGACCUCCCUACAUCAUUACCUAAACCAGGUUCAGCAAAUAACUCAAUAUCUGAAGCAGACCAAAUCUCAACAGUCUCAAAUGGCUCACACAAACCUGCCCCAGCUGCCAAGGCUCCUAAAAAAGAGUCACAAUCCUUUACUAGCAAAACAUCAAGAAGAACAACUUCCCUGUUAAAUUUAUUCACUCCAAACUUUCAAAGCAAAGAUGAGCCGAGCAGCAGCAUGGAAGGUGGAGCCCCAUGCUCUGCCCCCUCCAGCCCUAGUGGAACACCCGUCACUCCAGUGGCUCCAGAUAAAGAUGAUAACAUUGGGCGCAGCACCACACUCCGUGAGUCCAAGUGGUUCAUGAGGAGCAAAAGAACAAAAACUAAAUUGAAAAAAUCUAAAAAGAAGAAAGAUGAAAUAUCAGAGAAUUCUAAUGCUGGAGAGAAAUCAGAUUUGGAAGAAAAAGAAGAGGAAGCAUUGACUAAAGAGGAACUGAUGAACUCUCCAGAAGUAGAUGAGGAAGGAUAUUGCAUCAGACCAAAAGAUGAAAAGGGAAGUGUCUACUCAUCAUCUGACUCAGACUCUGAAGAGGAAAGGGAACAAAAAAUUCAUGUAGAGAUCAAGCCAAUAAGCAAUGGCACUUCUGCAAAAUCAGCAAGUGUUGAUGAGCUCAGAGCUACUGUUGAAAACAUUUCACUGUACAAAAUCGGAACAACUGCGAGGCGAGGUUCCAAUGCUAACACUAGCAAAGCCAGUACGGAUUUAUUAGAUUUCUUCAACCAAAGUCCUAAUGUCAGUAACCCCGCGUCCCCUCUCGGCAACGCCGCCAAUCCGUACUCGCCCCUGCAACCGAACCAGUCCCAGUUCCUCGAGAGUCCCCCUCCUGUCGCCACAGCUGAUAUGGGAGACCUAUUUUCGGAAGUGGGUGAGAUGUCUCAGACCAACAUGCGCACGUCGACGCCGACGGUGGCGUCGUCCAUCUCCGUGCCGCGGCCGCCCUCGCGCCGCUCCGAGGACAGCUUCCGCACGGCAGGCGCCGGCGGCUCGCGCGGGCCCUCGCCGCUCACCAUCGGCAUGGCCGACACCAUACCCCUCGCCGUCGCCUUCCACGAAAUCAUACACUCCUACUUCAGGGGCACUGACGAAAACAAAUGCCAGGUGAAAAUGUCCGGCGACAUGAUGCUCUCCUUCCCCACGGGCAUCGUGGGCGUGCUGGCCAACAACCCCAACCCCGCCAAGCUCUGCUUCCGAUUAAAAAACAUACACCGACUAGAGAACGUGAUACCGAACAAGCAGCUGAUCACCAUCAACACGAUGCUUUCGACGCGCGACAACACCGUGGUGGAGUUCAACAUGCCGGCGCUGACGGCGCUGCUGCGGCGCCAGGCCGACAAGAACCCGUCGGCCGCCUACUUCAACGUGGACAUCCUCAAGUACCAGAUCAGGCCGAAGACGGGCGCCGCGUCGUGCCCCUUCCAGCUGGUGUCUUACUGGAAGUGCGAGCGCGACCACACGGACCUGAAGGUGGACUACAAGUACAACCUGCACUCGAUGAGCGCGCCGUCGCCGCUGCUGAACGUGUCGGUGGUGGUGCCGGUGAGCGGCGGCGUGGGCUCCGUACUGGCCAUGCCGAGCGCGGCGUGGGGCGCGGACACGGGGCUGGCCGUGUGGCGCUUCACGGAGCUGUCGCAGCACUCGGAGGACCGCGGCGUGGGCUCGCUCAAGGCGCGCUUCGAGCUGUCCCGCGGCCCGUCGGCCAAGGCCACCAUCUCGGCGCAGUUCAACUGCGAGGGCGCCACGCUGUCGGGCAUCGAGUUCGAGCUGGUGGGCAGCGGCUACCGCCUGUCUCUCGUCAAGAGACGCUUCGUCUCCGGAAAAUAUAUUUGUGAUAGUGAAGUGCACUGAACGGUCCAAACCCUUAUGAAUUUAGCCGCGCGUUGUAUAUAAUCCGUCGUAUAUUCGUUUAUAUGCGUACGUACUCGUCGUUUGAGUAUGAAAUGCGGGAGCUGUGUAUAUUAUUAUGUUUGGUACCUUAUAUCCUAGGACUGUUUCCUGUCCACCAUAUUUUAGUGUUUAGGUUUUGUAUAUUUUCAAAACAUCGUGUUUAGUUUAACAUUUCUUUAUUUGGAAAUAAUGUUAUUAUCUAGUUACUAACUUAUUUUCCAGAUAGACAUGUGCCAUUUGUUUUGAGAAUUAUUUGUUUUGUAGAAUACUAUUCUCGUUACAGUAUGUGGUACGUAUUGAGUAUGUGUAUACCUAUUACCUACUGUUUAACGUGAGUAAGGUAUUGGAUACUUUUGCCGUUAGUGUUAUCUGGGAAAUAUAAGAGGUCAUAUUAACCAUCAAAAUUUGCAACUCUAGUAAAUUAUAAUACAGUUGACGAGCAUCCUAAACCAGUGAGGAUAGAUUGCCUUAAAGUAUUUUUAUGUUUACUCACAUCACACAAAUUUUAAAGAUGUAAUAUAUUGCAUAAAUUUUGAAGUAAUGAAUAAUGUAUUGUAUAUUUUAAUUGUGCUAGCUUGUAUGUUAUUAAUUCGUAUAAUCCUACCCCAAUAAUAGCUUUAAUAUUACCUACCUAUUCAAUUGUUUAAACAUUAUUUUAAAAUACAUUUAUAAAUAAAAUGUUCUUGCUGUUAGCUUCCUUUCGCAUUUAAUGUUAAUAUUCUCAAAGUUUCAUCAAUAAUAGUGAAUAUUCUAUGCUGAGAAUGUAUGGCCUAAAAACUGUAUUUAAAAAAAAUAGUAAUGAACAAAUCAUAGCCACAAGUAGGGUUUCCUAAUUGAUAUAUAAGACCAUCAAAUAACCAAUGGCUAAAUAUUAUCAUUUUAAUAAUUUUAAUCUUAUUUUUUACUUAUUAAGUCAAAAAAUAUGGAUAUGGAUACCCAUAUAGGAUUUUCGUUUUCUGUACGUUAUUUUCAACUCUUAUAUAAUUAUGUACGACUUGUUUGUAUCUUAACGAAUCUCUAAAUGAUUUUAAUUUAUUUCGAAUUGUACAAAAAAGUAUAUAUCUACUUUGUAUCGUUUUUUUAUGUACACAUACAGCAUUUAGAAACAAUGUUCUCGUCCAUCGCCAGUAUAUUUAUGUAUAUCCUUCUUGUAGAUAAAAUAUAAAGGAUUCAAUUCAUAUAUAAUAUAAUGUGCUACUUGCAGGGUUUAAACUUAUAAAGUUAGUUGUUAUGUUCAUGUCUUGACUCAUACGCAAUCUCAUAGAAAUUAUUUGUUUAUUUAAACAAGCUUAUUAUAGUUACAUCUACAUAGCUCGACAUCUAACUUUUUCACUUUGCCCAAAGUGUUCACAUUUAAACGUACAGAAUAAUACUACUAUAUUUUCGUAUGUCUAAAACAUAAUUUCAUCGAAACCUAAUUCUAGUACAACAGAACCAUUCCAUUAUUUUGAAAGUUACUGUAUCUCUAUCUAGUAUUAAUAUUAUGUACUGUAUUACGUUAACACAUGCUUAUUUUUCGAUUGAUCGAUACGGCAGUAUUCGUAAACAAAUAUGUAAAUCUAUUCUAGUUUACCAUUGAAAUUGAAAUUACCUAGUAUCGACUUACAAAUCGAAAUGAGAAGUCUAAAGCGCGAAAUAUUUUUGUAUCCAAAAUUUAUCGCAUGUAAAAUUCUAUACUGUAUCUUCUAUUAUUAUACAAUUAAUUUGAAAUAAAUUGUAAUUUUAGCAUUA